Molecule: messenger RNA, 509 nt
Organism: Colletotrichum acutatum
Lineage: Eukaryota; Fungi; Ascomycota; Sordariomycetes; Glomerellales; Glomerellaceae
Exons: 2
Coding region: 122-424 (100 amino acids)
Source: RefSeq, a predicted model, not a curated record
GUCGAAUAUUCAAGGCAAGAAGAAGACGAACAAUUGUUACACAUAAUUCGCUGGUCCUGGGAUCUUUUUUGCAUACGUCUGUCCAGAGACUCCUCCUCCUCCUCCUCCUGCCCAGUGCAUCAUGCGGUUUAGCGACAUUGCGUUCACAUUGCUGUUGGUGUCAGAAGGCGUAUCUGCAGCACCGAGACCACGAGGCGCACGAGGCGAGGCACUUGCCAUCACAUUGAUCCCCCGCGAGUUCAGCGACUUUGCGAAACGCAAUAAGCCCUCCCCACAACAGAUCGCAGCCAACGGACGCGCGUGCGGGAACACCGUACAACAAGGCGUCUGCGAUAAUGGGCGGUGCGGGAAUUUUGUUGCUCCGACUGGCUUCGAAGUAGUCCCUGGCGCCGAUUUGCAAUGUGGAGGAGUAAGCCGGGUAUGACGAUGGCUUCGUCUGGCUAGGCAGCCAUAUUCGACUCUUCUUUGGGCUUCUUUAGGACUUCAGGAACUUUUACUGUAUUUAUUGC